CGACUAUUCACACAUCCUGUCACCUCCAUAACUUCAACGACCCAACCAGUCUCAUCAACCCCUACCCUCCAAAAUGUCCUCAUCUCAACAUCCUCCGACUCCACCCCCAAACACCCGCCGCAUCAUCACAACCCACACCCCCUCCCGCACCGCCACCAUCGCCAUCAACGCCCCCAAAGCACCCACCGCCCUCGACGACGGCACCUGCCUCAACCCGCUCUGGUCCUCCGCCGAGAUCCCCGCCACCAUCGACCAGGACCCAACCAAGAUCGAACCCAACUCAACCGCCGCAACAACCGGCGGCUCCGUCUUCUGCACCUACGAUCUGCCCCCGCGGUACGAGGGCCCGAUGCACCGCUCCAUCACCCUCGAUUAUGUCACCGUCACCCGCGGCGUGGUCACGCUGAGCACGGAUGACGGGUCCACGGUGACGCUGCAGGCGGGCGAUACGGUCGUGCAGAGGGGGACCAUGCACAAGUGGGGGAAUCCGUCGGAUGAGUGGGCGAGGUUGACUUCGGUGAUGGUGCAGGCGAGACCGGUGGUGGUGGAGGGGGAGGAGAUGGGGGCGGUCUGGCCGUUUUAGGUCUUUCGGUUGUCUACCUUAGUGGAUGGGAUGGGGUGGUCAUCUUGAUGAGGAAUUCGGGUUCUGGUGGGUUUAUGUGCCAGGUGUACUGGGAUCCAUUUCAUCUACUUCCGGGGUAGUUGGUUGGAAAUGGGGCGUUGUUGUUAUUGUUUCUUUUUGCUUCUUUCUUUUUUUUCUUCGUCAAAAAACCCAGCCUAGAAAAUCACGAAUAGGGCCAGAUCUUGGCGAGUACCUGCCUCUGUUUCGCAUCCUCCCCCAAUGCGAUGAACUGAUUCCGGAAAUGCUGGCUCAAUCUCUGAGCGUCUUCAUACCGGUCGCACAGAACCAUGCCGCCCAGAGGGAGAAGCCCUUGUUCUUGAAUCUGGCGCAAGACCAAUGAAACACCCUCGACAAGC
This is a messenger RNA of Aspergillus aculeatinus CBS 121060, 978 nucleotides long. Its product is annotated as cupin domain-containing protein. NCBI's taxonomy places the organism in Eukaryota, Fungi, Ascomycota, Eurotiomycetes, Eurotiales, Aspergillaceae. Bases 74 to 583 code for a protein of 169 amino acids. The transcript has a single exon. The record is from RefSeq and is a predicted model, not a curated record.